AUGGCACUCCAAGAAGCUAGCGAAGCGUACCUGGUCGGACUAUUCGAGGAUACGAACUUGUGCGCGAUCCACGCUAAGCGAGUAACGAUCAUGCCGAAAGAUAUACAGCUGGCAAGACGUAUUAGGGCGAACGUGCCUAAUGGAAUUGACGGAUUUACUAUUUGCCGGAAAGAGAGAGAGAGAGAGAGAGUACGGCGUGCGAUAAUAGGUUAUAAAAAAAAAAACGGUUCUUUUCAGAACCAUCAUAUAGUAUGUUCAGAAAAAGGGGAUCGUGUUUAUGUUAUAGUAUAUCAGAUUGUGUUUGUACGCGUGCAAUUUCGACACUAUUAUCGUGUAUGCAAAAUAGCGCUAAAUGGUUAUACGAUAGUCGCUAGUUAUUACCCCGUUAUCCUAUAUCGAAGGAUUGUGGUGCUUUGUAGUAAACCGUUACAUUGA
Messenger RNA from Acanthoscelides obtectus, 435 nucleotides. Lineage: Eukaryota; Metazoa; Arthropoda; Insecta; Coleoptera; Chrysomelidae. The record is from the annotation of a GenBank genome assembly.